UCCCGGGCGCGGCCCAACCCGCGCGCCUGCAGGCCCGGGCCUCGCCGCCGCGCGCCGACUUCCGCCUCCGGUUCCGGGCGCUUCCGUUUGUAGCGGACCCCGCGGAAAGAUUCGUUCCCUUUCUGGGCGGUCGCUCGGAUGUCUUUCCGACCUUAAGUCCUCCGGAGAUGGGUGUUACUGUUAACCGGGCCUCUAGGCUCCGUUGUCAGGAUUACUCUCUUCCCCAGGGCGUGCUACUAACCCCCGGGUGUCCGCCCGCGGGCUUCAGCAGAGGAUGAGUCCUCUGUCUUCCUGUCAUCAGUAAGCCACUCUUCCCAACGGCCUUCCCGCCAUCCACGGUCCUCAUGUCCACCUUACUUCUCAAUUUGGAUUUUGGUGAACCUCACCCCAAAAAGGCAUUAGAGGGGAAUGCCAAACACCGGAAAUUUGUCAAGAAGAGGCGUCUCUUGGAACGGAGAGGCUUUCUGAAUAAGAAGAACCAGCACCCUAGCAAGGUGCCAAAGUUGAACUCAGAACCUCCGAAGAAAGGGGAAACCCCUAGGGCGGAUGGCACAUGGAAGGUGUCUCCCCUUCCGAAGAAGAAGAAGAAGAAGAAGAAUGCCGCCUCCAGCAUUGGACCAGAGCAGUCCCUGGGCCGGAAAGCUGCGGUGCCUUGGCUGACCCCUGCCCCUUCGCAGAAGGCUGCGUCUGUGGUGGCUAAAGUAGAUUUGCUGGGGGAGUUCCAGAGUGCUCUUCCAAAGACGAGGAGCCGCCCGGCUCACCCCCAGAAGAAGGGCCCCCCAAAGAACCCCGCUCAGAAAAAUGCCCCACAGAACUCCGGCCAGCCUCCUCUAGAGAGGAAAUGCUCCGGAGCAUCCCAGAAGACGCCAGGGAAAAUGGUGGCAAUUGACUGCGAGAUGGUAGGCACAGGACCCAAGGGGCACGUCAGUUCCUUGGCUCGAUGUAGCAUCGUCAACUACCAUGGAGAUGUGCUUUAUGACGAGUACAUCCUCCCCCCCUGCCACAUCGUGGACUACCGGACCCGGUGGAGUGGCAUCCGGAAGCAGCACAUGGUGAACGCCACGCCGUUCAAGGUCGCUCGGAGCCAGAUCCUGAAGAUCCUCGCAGGGAAGGUGGUGGUGGGGCACGCGGUGCACAACGACUUCAAAGCCCUUCAGUACUUCCAUCCCAAGUCCCUCACCCGCGACACCUCGCACAUCCCGCCCCUCAACCGGAAGGCCGAGUGCCCGGAGAACGCCACCGUGUCCCUGAAGUGUCUCACCAAGAAGCUCCUGAACCGGGACAUCCAGGUCGGGAAGAGCGGACACUCCUCCGUGGAAGACGCUCAGGCUACCAUGGAGCUGUACAAGUUGGUUCAAGUCGAGUGGGAAGAGCACCUGGCCCAGAAUCCCCCAAAGGACUAGCGGCAGCGGUGAGGAGAGGCGGGGAGCAGCGCCGAGACCCCGAGGAGCGGGCAGCGGCCCGCACACUGCCCCGGCCGCCAGAGGGAGGCUCCACCCCCACUAAGAGUCACUGGAAUUUCAUCUCUGGUGUCGUGUGGUGUCUCGUUAAGAAUCCGGAAGGUCUCUGUCAGGAUCAGCCCGUCCUGUUUACCUCUUAAGUGGUGCUGCCCGCGGGUCCCAGGGUGCUGGCUCCCAGGCGGGCCUUUUGACUUUUCGAGGGGCAGGGUGCCCUGGGAAGUGGCGUUUCCCAAACCGCCCCAUCACGCGGGUGGCCGCGCCCCGAGCUAUGCCUUUCCUGUUCCGCCUUUCGUUCUCACGUGAAUGGCAGCGCCCCCUUGUGCGCUCGGGACGCUGGCUGGGUGAUCACAGCCUCUGCUCUGGCUCCGACUGCGCCGGCCCAGCGCCGGUGCUUAGGGGAGCCAUCCCCCCGAGAGGCUCAGUUCUCGGGCACGAGGGCGGGACGUGGAGGCCAACCUUCCUGACUUAGGAACACAGCGUCUCUCCUAAAGUAAUUGAGGAUUUAUUUAAUUUAGAUCCCACUGGGUAGGUUAAAAAAGAACUUUUUUUCGUGGUUUUUAGUCUCUUACUUCACUAAAGCAAACCUUUAAGGACUCAAAUGGAUUCCCUUGAUAAAGUUUUAUAACGGAAAAA
Messenger RNA from Suricata suricatta (meerkat), 2093 nucleotides. RefSeq names its product interferon stimulated exonuclease gene 20 like 2 (gene ISG20L2). The coding region runs from base 345 to 1403 and encodes 352 amino acids. The transcript has 4 exons. Lineage: Eukaryota; Metazoa; Chordata; Mammalia; Carnivora; Herpestidae. The record is from RefSeq and is a predicted model, not a curated record. Gene Ontology annotation, molecular function: nucleic acid binding; 3'-5'-RNA exonuclease activity. Gene Ontology annotation, cellular component: nucleus. Gene Ontology annotation, biological process: intrinsic apoptotic signaling pathway in response to DNA damage by p53 class mediator.